UUUUACAGGUCCUUCUGUUAGGCAGCGAGCGCCGACCUUCUUCCCAGCAGCCCUUGUGUUCUUUCUCAAUCUUCCGCCUUUUUGCAGCCGGGUCCGAGCUCUUGUGUGAGCCGCGCUCCGAGGCGCGUGAGUGGAGUCAACAUGUCUGGGGCUGAAGAAGCAAUCCAUGGAGGCUGUGACAGCCACCCUUCGGCUGGCGGCAAGUCUGUGCUGUGCUUUGGACAGAACCAGUACACGGCAGAAGAGUACCAGGCUAUCCAGAAGGCACUGAGGCAGAGGCUGGGCCCAGAGUACAUUAGCAGCCGCAUAUCCGGAGGGGGCCAGAAGGUGUCUUACAUUGAAGGUCACCGGGUCAUUAGUCUGGCCAAUGAGAUGUUCGGCUAUAAUGGCUGGGCACACUCCAUCACCCAGCAGAAUGUGGAUUUUGUUGACCUCAACAAUGGCAAGUUCUACGUGGGAGUCUGUGCAUUUGUAAGGGUGCAGUUGAAGGAUGGGUCCUAUCAUGAAGAUGUGGGCUAUGGAGUCAGCGAGGGCCUCAAGUCAAAGGCCUUAUCCCUGGAGAAGGCCAGGAAGGAGGCUGUGACAGAUGGGCUCAAACGGGCACUCAGGUGUUUUGGGAAUGCACUUGGAAACUGUAUUCUGGACAAAGACUAUCUGAGGUCCCUAAAUAAGCUUCCACGCCAGUUCCCUCCUGAAGUGGAUUUAACUAACGCAAAGAGGCAAGAUUUUGAACCAUCUGUGGAACAGGCAAGAUAUAACAGCUGCCGGCAGGAUGUAGCGUUGCGACCCCCAAAAUCACAAGAGGCAACUUCCCCUUGUAGACCAAGCCACCCACACAAGGCGGACAUGAGGCUACCGGGGGAUGAGGACAGCCGCUCCGGUAGUCUGACCUCGGCUGUGGGCAGCGAUGCUACUUACCAGCGGAAGCUCCGGCAGAAGCAGCUCCAGCAGCAGUUCCGGGAGCAGAUGGAGAAACGUCUGCACAUUCCCGUACUUGCUUCAGAAGUUGAGACUAAGAGCGAAGCAGAGCAUCCAGCCCAUCCACAGCACAGCACACCCAUAGCUGCUGCUUCAGAACGACCCAGGGAGAAAGCCAUCCUUCCAGAGAACAUUGAGGACAACACUGAAACGUGGGACCUGACUCCAGACUUAGAGGAGAUCAUUAAGCCCUUGUCUAGUCCAGAACCCCCCCAGACCUCUGCCCCCCAAGCCUUCAACAACCAGCUGGUGAUCCAGGACAUUAUCUUACCCAGCCUUAGCCAUCAGAAGCCACAAGAAAAACCUGGACCCUGGCACCUCCAGACUUGGAACAGUAACCAGCAUGCAACAGGAAACUCUGACUCCCAUAGGAAGAAUCAGGACCUAAAGAAAAGGAAACUGGAUCCGUCCUGAGGCUCAAGACAUUGGAUUCUGUCAAAGAGGGACUUUGGAAUGCAGUUUGGUCACCAAAAUUGUUCCCGAGACUUUUACACCUUGGCUCGUGCUGAACCUUACUAGAGGACUGAGGAACCCCACUGCAGAGGAAUUCAGGCACUUUCCCAGCUUGCACCUUGUAAUGGGAGGCCAACAGCUGGGGUGCCUUUUCCUUGACUCUUCCAAGUUUUUCACUGUUGCCUACUCCUAAGCUAUUAUAUUAAGAGCUUUUUAGGAGUCCGCAGGCUGCCUGCCCUUGAGCAGCACAGCCCAUCUUUGUCCUAAGUAUCAGCUUGAUCAGCUGCCUGCAUUAAAUUUAUGUGUAACGUCA
Molecule: messenger RNA, 1744 nt
Organism: Nannospalax galili (Upper Galilee mountains blind mole rat)
Lineage: Eukaryota; Metazoa; Chordata; Mammalia; Rodentia; Spalacidae
Gene: Rad52
Product: RAD52 homolog, DNA repair protein
Exons: 12
Coding region: 142-1392 (416 amino acids)
Biological process (GO): double-strand break repair via single-strand annealing; DNA recombinase assembly; mitotic recombination
Cellular component (GO): nucleus
Source: RefSeq, a predicted model, not a curated record